CUCCAAUGGCUUCCUCUACUUACCGUUUCAGUUACCAGCAACACAUUGUUUAUCAACCUCGGGCUGAUCCUAAAAUCUCUGACCCGGCUCUCGGUUUCCCUCAAAUUGAAUUAACCGUCACCCUUCAACUCCAACGCAGGCUCCAUUAUUGCGCAACCGAUCAGUUCAUCGAUCUUGACGACCAACCCCCUAUAUUCUCCCAAGAAACCAUUCGUUUUGAUCUCCGUGCUUUGCAUAGCUAUGAUCGGACUUUCCGAAUCCUUGCUCCCAUGCUAGUACGACUCAGAAUCAACCCCAACCCCCAGUUUAUUGAUGAAAUCAUCCGACAAGGACUAAGCAUCGGAACCUCGGAGUCCAAUAAGGGACGUGAAGUCUUUCCUUUGCAAGCAGAUCUAUGGGGAACGACUGUGGAACACGUACCGGACGAGGAAGAGGAGGAUUUGACUGAAAGGGCUCUGGAAGAAUCGGCAUCGGAGUUUGAAACAAGCAACUAUAACAUGGUUCCAGCCAAGGAGUCAUCGGUGAAGAAGAUGCUGAAGAGAGUGCGGGUGGAAACUGCAAAGGGUGGUAAAAAACAGGAAAAAACUAUCAAGAAAAGGCGUGUGGAAGCUGAAAACUGUGUUAUUUGUUUGGAGGAACUCAAGGUUGGAUCAAAUGCUUUUCAGAUGCCAUGUUCCCAUACUUUUCAUGGCGAAUGCAUUAAAAAGUGGUUGAAGCAAAGCCACUAUUGCCCUGUUUGCCGGUUUGAGAUGCCCACAGAGUGA
Messenger RNA from Theobroma umbraticum, 764 nucleotides. RefSeq lists its product as uncharacterized. Gene Ontology annotation, biological process: protein ubiquitination. The record is from RefSeq and is a predicted model, not a curated record. Gene Ontology annotation, cellular component: cytoplasm. NCBI's taxonomy places the organism in Eukaryota, Viridiplantae, Streptophyta, Magnoliopsida, Malvales, Malvaceae. Gene Ontology annotation, molecular function: ubiquitin protein ligase activity.